Messenger RNA from Zalophus californianus (California sea lion), 4801 nucleotides. It is a transcript of the gene ITGA2, whose product is annotated as integrin subunit alpha 2. Gene Ontology annotation, molecular function: integrin binding. The transcript is spliced from 30 exons. Gene Ontology annotation, biological process: integrin-mediated signaling pathway; cell adhesion mediated by integrin; cell-cell adhesion. NCBI's taxonomy places the organism in Eukaryota, Metazoa, Chordata, Mammalia, Carnivora, Otariidae. Gene Ontology annotation, cellular component: external side of plasma membrane; integrin complex. The coding region runs from base 92 to 3631 and encodes 1179 amino acids. The record is from RefSeq and is a predicted model, not a curated record.
GCGAGAGAGGCUCUCGGGACAGCUUCUGGAGUCCGCGUUCUGGAGUCCCUCCGCAAUCCGAGAGCAGCUACCGUGUCCCCGCAGGCUCAGGAUGCGGCCAGGACGGACAGGGGGCGCGCCGUUGCGGCUGGUGUUAGUGCUUAGUCAAGGCAUUUUAAAUUGUUGUAUGGCAUACAAUGUUGGUCUCCUAGAAGCAAAGAUAUUUUCCGGUCCUUCAAGUGAACAGUUUGGCUAUGCAGUGCAGCAGUUUAUAAAUCCAAAAGGCAACUGGUUACUAGUCGGUUCACCUUGGAGUGGCUUUCCUGAGAACCGAAUGGGAGAUGUGUAUAAAUGUCCUGUUGAUCUGUCCAGUGCUACAUGUGAAAAACUGAAUUUGGAAACUGCCACAAGCAUUCCCAAUGUUACUGAAAUGAAAACCAACAUGAGCCUUGGCUUGACUCUCACAAGGAACAUGGGCACUGGAGGAUUUCUCACGUGUGGUCCCCUGUGGGCACAGCAGUGUGGAAGUCAAUAUUACACAACUGGGGUUUGUUCUGACGUCAGUCCCGAUUUUCAGCUCUUGACCAGCUUUGCACCUGCAGUUCAGACCUGCCCUUCCCUCAUAGAUGUUGUGGUUGUGUGUGAUGAAUCGAACAGUAUUUAUCCCUGGGAUGCAGUAAAGAAUUUUUUGGAAAAAUUUGUCCAAGGCCUGGAUAUAGGCCCCAAGAAAACACAGGUGGGGUUAAUUCAGUAUGCCAACAAUCCAAGAGUUGUAUUUAACCUGAACACUUUCAAAACCAAAGCUGAAAUGAUUGAAGCAACAUCCCAGACAUACCAGUAUGGUGGAGACCUCACAAAUACAUUCAAAGCAAUUCAAUAUGCAAAAGAUUCUGCUUAUGCAGCAGCGGCUGGAGGACGACCGGGUGCCACCAAAGUAAUGGUGGUUGUAACUGAUGGUGAAUCGCAUGAUGGUUCAAUGUUGAAAGCUGUGAUUGAUCAAUGCAACAAUGACAACAUACUGAGGUUUGGCAUAGCAGUUCUUGGGUACUUAAACAGAAAUGCCCUUGAUACUAAAAAUUUAAUAAAGGAAAUUAAAGCAAUUGCCAGUAUUCCAACAGAAAGAUAUUUUUUCAACGUGUCUGAUGAAGCAGCUCUACUAGAAAAGGCUGGGACACUAGGAGAACAAAUUUUUAGCAUUGAAGGUACUGUUCAAGGAGGAGACAACUUCCAGAUGGAAAUGUCACAAGUGGGAAUCAGCGCAGAUUACUCUCCUCAGAACGAUAUUCUGAUGCUGGGUGCAGUAGGAGCUUAUGCCUGGAGUGGGACUGUUGUCCAGCAGACAUCUCAUGGACAUUUGAUCUUUCCUAACCAGGCCUUUGACCAAAUUCUGCAAGAUAAAAACCACAGCUCAUAUUUAGGUUACUCUGUGGCUGCAAUUGCUACUGAAAAAGACCUCCAUUUUGUUGCUGGUGCUCCUCGGGCAAAUUAUACUGGCCAGAUCGUGCUCUACAGUGUUAAUGAGAAUGGCAAUGUCACAGUUAUUCAGGCUCACCGAGGUGACCAGAUUGGCUCCUAUUUUGGGAGUGUGCUGUGUUCCGUCGAUGUGAAUAAAGACACCAUUACAGAUGUGCUCUUGGUGGGUGCACCAAUGUUCAUGAACGACUUAAAGAAAGAGGAAGGAAGAGUCUACCUGUUUACCAUCUCAAGGGGCGUUUUGAAUUGGCACCAAUUUCUUGAAGGCCCUGAGGGUGUUGAAAAUGCUCGGUUUGGUUCAGCGAUUGCAGCUCUUUCAGAUAUCAACAUGGAUGGCUUUAACGAUGUAAUAGUUGGUUCACCUUUGGAAAAUCAGAACUCUGGAGCUGUGUAUAUCUACAACGGUCACGAGAGCACCAUUCGCAUGAGAUAUUCUCAGAAAAUCCUGGGAUCCGAUGGAGCCUUUAGGAGCCAGCUCCAGUACUUUGGGAGAUCUUUGGAUGGUUAUGGUGACUUAAAUGGGGAUUCUAUCACCGACGUGUCUGUUGGUGCCUUUGGGCAAGUCGUUCAGCUGUGGUCACAAAGUAUUGCUGAUGUAUCUGUGGAAGCUUUGUUCACACCAGAAAAAAUUAUUUUGUUCAACAAGAAUGCUGACAUAAAACUCAAACUCUGUUUCAGUGCCAAGUUUAGACCUACUAAGCAAAACGAUCAAGUGGCCAUUAUCUACAACAUCACAAUUGAUGCAGACCUAUAUUCAUCCAGAGUAACCUCCAGGGGUUUAUUUAAAGAAAAUAAUGAAAGGUGCCUGCAGAAGAAUCUGCUCGUAAGCCAAGCACAGAGUUGCGCUGAGCACACCAUCCACAUACAGAAGCCCUCUGACGUUGUCAACUCUUUGGAUCUGUGUGUGAACAUCAGUCUGGAAAACCCUGGCACCAGCCCCGCCCUUGAAGUCUACUCUGAGAAGGCCAAGGUCUUCAGUAUCCCUUUCUACAAAGACUGUGGGGAUGAUGGAGUUUGUAUCUCGGAUCUAGUUCUAGAUGUCCAACAACUAUCAGCCACUCAAGAUCAACUCUUUAUUGUCAGCAACCAAAACAGAAGGUUAACAUUUUCAAUAACACUGAAAAACAAAAGGGAAAGUGCAUACAACACUAGAAUUGUUGUUGAUUUUUCAGAAAACUUGUUUUUUGCUUCCUGGUCCAUCCCGGUUGAUGGGACAGAAGUAACAUGCCAGAUUGCUUCAUCUCAGAAGACUGUUACCUGUGAUGUUGGCUACCCUGCUUUGAAGAGGGAGCAACAGGUGACUUUCACUAUUAACUUUGACUUCAAUCUUCAAAACCUUCAGAAUCAGGCAUCUGUCCAUUUCCAAGCCUUAAGCGAAAGCCAUGAAGAAAACAAGGCAGAUAAUUUGGUCAACUUCAAAAUUCCUCUGCGGUAUGAUGCCGAUAUUCACAUAACAAGAUCCACCAACAUAAAUUUUUAUGAAGUCUCCUCAGAUGAGAAUGUUCCUUCUGUCGUGCACAGUUUUGAAGAUAUUGGUCCAAAAUUCAUCUUCUCCAUUAAGGUAACAACAGGGAGUGUUCCAGUAAGCAUGGCAUCUGUAAUCAUCCACAUCCCUCAAUACACCAAAGAAAAGAAUCCACUGAUGUACCUGACUGAGGUGCACACAGAUCAGGCUGGUGACAUCAGCUGUAAUGCCGAAAUAAAUCCACUGAAAAUAGGACACAUGUCUCCUUCUGUGUCUUUCAAGAAUGAAAAUUUCCGGCACAUAAAAGAAUUGAACUGCAGAGCUGCUUCAUGUGGUAAUGUUACCUGCUGGAUGAAAGACCUUCAGGUCAAAGGAGAGUACUUCCUUAAUGUAUCAACCAGAAUUUGGAACGGGACUUUUGCAGCAUCAACUUUCCAGACCGUACAGCUGAGCGCAUCUGCAGAAAUUGACACCUAUAACCCUCAGAUAUAUGUGAUUGAAGAAAACACAGUCACGAUUCCCAUCACAAUAAUGAAACCUCAUGAGAAAGCUGAAGUUCCAACUGGAGUUAUAGUAGGAAGUGUAAUUGCUGGAAUCCUUUUGCUAUUAGCUCUGGUUGCAGUUUUAUGGAAGCUCGGCUUCUUCAAAAGAAAAUAUGAAAAAAUGUCCAAAAAUGCAGAUGAGAUUGACGAGACCACAGAACUCAGCAGCUGAGCCCCCAACAGUCUCCUGGCAGCAUGCAGCCUGGGUUUGCAAUUUGCAUGAAUGGAUUUUUUUUUUUUAAAUCCCAGUGUUUUAUGUGUAAUAGGUAAACUAGCCUGAUAUUUUACAAAAACUGCAGGUCAGUUUGGAAAGAAGAAAUGGGGGGGCGGUGGCUAGGACUAUAAAGGGUAAAAGACUUAUUUUAUAUGGGGGGAAAAGUAUCUUUCCAUUGGCUGGUCCAGAGUUUACAUUAUAAUGUGCAUUGUUUCAGAAAAAUGAAAUGCUUACAAACAUGAGAAGUCUUAAAGAAAAAUAUAACCUUUCUCCAAUUGGGGGGGAACCCCAAUCAUUGAAAAUGAUUGUUUUUAAACAGUAACAACAAAAGUGGAAGGACUUGGCAUAGAUACAGAAUUAGCUUGGCUAUUGAUGUUGAUGGGGAGAAAACAACAGGUUUUCAACUUAUGCUGCUCAUCCAAAGCUGCCACAGAAGUUAAAGUGAUAAUUUUCUUAAUAAAGUAGGGUAAAAUUUGCUGUUGUCAGCCUGCAGCUGCCUUCUCAGUCCCUUGUUUGCUAGGAUGUACUUACCAAAACAUGCCUGGAUACCUGGUAGGAGCCCAGAGUAUGCUUUCUGGAGAAAAAACUUCCAUUUAAGGGUGGAGAGGGGGUAGCAGUUUAGAGGCCAAAGCACAAAACUUUGUUUAAAAUCCAUUAAUAUCACAAUGUUUAUGGUAAAAUCCUAUCUGCUAGAGGCCCAGCCUAUGCUAUAGGAAGUAGGAAGUUGCCUUUCUCCUUCAGGAUGCCCAACUUACUAACUUGACUGCCUGGCAGGGACCUAGUUUGAAUUUUCAGAAGAUGAGUAAUUUCUUCGGCAUCCUUUCUCCUUCCGGACUAAGCCACUCUCCCACCUCCUGGUGCCCCCAUCUUCUAGAAGCUCCCUGAGGCACGCCUUCCUAUCCAGUCAUCCAGAGUUAACCACCUUCCCUUGGCCCUUGGCCCAGUCUCCCAUUCCUUGGGGGCAGCUGCUCCACACCAGGUAUGAGGAAGAAAAAUCAUCUCACAUACUUAUGUGAAUAAUCUCCUUAACUCCAGGGAGCUAUUUAUUGGUAAACAAGUAAGAAAAAUAAGCCAGAGUGAAUUUCUAAUUGUUGGAAUUUCAGGCAGUGUAAAGAAGCAAAAAAAAAA